Molecule: messenger RNA, 514 nt
Organism: Stylophora pistillata
Lineage: Eukaryota; Metazoa; Cnidaria; Anthozoa; Scleractinia; Pocilloporidae
Product: contactin-associated protein-like 2
Molecular function (GO): extracellular matrix structural constituent
Source: RefSeq, a predicted model, not a curated record
CCAACGGGUCACUAACAUGCGGCUCCUUCCAGUCUGGCUGUUUUUUCCUUCGUUGUUAAAAUUGACGGUGGCAAUGCAAGGUAGCGCUAUUUAUCGAAAUCCAACAAGUCACGUUUAUUUUGGCAAUUUCAGGCGCGAUCACUUCCAUUACUUGUGGGUUGAAAAACUUACAUCCUCCAUGGUGGAAAAUGAGUUAGAAUGCACUUUCCUUUGUGUCGGAGAACCAAAGUGUUAUUCGUUGAACGUGGCGGCGUAUCCUGACUCCAAAGACCUUUAUCUGUGUGAGUUGUUAUCAACUGACAAGUACAAAGCGACCGAAAAUUUCCUCGCAAAUGACACCUUUCACCAUCAAGGACCGUUGUCUCCAUGUGAAAGCGCUCCAUGUAAGAACGGCGCUGUCUGUGUUCCUGAAUAUGUACUGAACUCCUAUCACUGUAACUGUAGACCUGGAACCUGUGGAACUCACUGCGAACGAGGAGGAUAUGAAGUACUUGAAAAGGUUAGAGAGUACUGA